Closterium sp. NIES-67 is the source of this 760-nucleotide messenger RNA. NCBI's taxonomy places the organism in Eukaryota, Viridiplantae, Streptophyta, Zygnematophyceae, Desmidiales, Closteriaceae. The record is from the annotation of a GenBank genome assembly.
AGCGCGCCGGACGGUCUGUUUUCUGAGGUGAGUCGGCACCUAGAGGCGGCGGCAUUAGAGUCCGUUCGUGGACGUCACACUGACCCUUUGCAUCUUGCCCGUUUGACAUCCCUUCAGGGCGCAGAUGCAGGCGCGUGGCUCACGGCGGUCCCUUAUGCAGAUCCACUGCGCAUCCCGGAGGCGCAGUGGCAGGUGGCUUCAUGUUUUCGCCUUGGUCUGUCUAUCCCCCAGUUAGCCCUUACAGCCGGAGCCGAUGUUCUAUGCGUGCGUUGCUGAGACUUUCGGGCACUUGAGCGUGCCACUGCGAGAUUUUCUGGGGCUCUGCUCACAACGCAUAGCGACGCAGCGGCGGGACGCGGGUAGUGGGGAGGAGGCAUCGGCGCGGAUCUUUGAGUGCGCUCUCACCACGCGAGUUUCAGUGGCGCUGCAGCGUGCGCAGGCGAACAUUAUCACACAGCAUGCAGUGCGACAGCUGGGAGAGUCGGACGAUGCAUGGAUGCCGAUACCGGUACCGCUUGGCGCAGGCAGCUGGAGCGGACAUCACAUCAGUGGCUGCUUUGACAGUGUGGCCGAUAUGCAGUACCUGUUUGAUGGCUAUGUGUAGAUGAAAACAAGAGUAGGCUGUGCUUGAAACGCUGUGUCUGCGCUGUAGGCGCGGGUUGCUGCUUUGUCGUGUCCCUUGGACCCCUCCCUCCUUACAGUCACACCCCUCCUCUCUUCCACCUCUCUCACCUCCCUCUUUCUUUUCCCUUACUCCUAU